Molecule: messenger RNA, 1656 nt
Organism: Beta vulgaris subsp. vulgaris (sugar beet)
Lineage: Eukaryota; Viridiplantae; Streptophyta; Magnoliopsida; Caryophyllales; Amaranthaceae
Product: 4-hydroxyphenylpyruvate dioxygenase
Exons: 3
Coding region: 1-1407 (468 amino acids)
Biological process (GO): L-tyrosine catabolic process
Molecular function (GO): 4-hydroxyphenylpyruvate dioxygenase activity
Source: RefSeq, a predicted model, not a curated record
AUGGAAUGUAUUCUUUGCCUCAAUUCGGAUUUGGGCCCAUCAAAGGGUAUAAUAAUUGUAUAUAAUGACUGUAAUCCACCAUGUCCAUACCAUCCAUUAUUUCCAAUCAUCAUCUUCUUUCUACAAAUCACAAAACCAUCUUUAGUUUGCACUCUCCAAGUCUCCACCAUGGACCAUUUCCCUGUAAAGCGCUUCCACCACGUCGAGUUCUGGUGCGGAGACGCCACAAACGUCAGUCGCCGCUUUUCAUGGGGUCUCGGCAUUCCCAUUGCAGCUAAAUCUGAUCUCUCAACUGGAAACUCCGUCCAUGCUUCUUACCUCCUUCGUUCCUACAACCUUUGUUUCCUCUUCACCUCCCCUUAUUCUCCUGCUAUCUCAUCCCCUUCUUCUUCCACCAUCCCUACUUUUAAUACGUCUCAUUUCACCUCCUUCUUCACCUCCCACGGCCUCGGCGUCCGCGCCAUUGCUAUCGAAGUCGAAGACGCCGAGGCUGCUUAUAAUAUCAGUAUCUCUCAUGGUGCAAUCCCGUCUUCUGCACCUUCUCGCUUUCGAAACGGGACAAUAUUAGCGGAAGUUCACUUAUAUGGCGACGUUGUACUUCGCUAUAUCAGCUUCACGUACCAAAAUAAAACUACUAGUACUACUCCUAGUGAUUGGUUUCUGCCGGGGUUCGAGGAAAUGCCGGGAGAAUCCUCGUUUAAAGGGCUCGAUUUCGGGCUUCGAAAGUUAGAUCAUGCAGUAGGGAACGUUCAUGAGCUUGCACCAGCGAUUGAGUACGUGAAGAGGUUUACCGGGUUUCAUGAGUUCGCUGAGUUCACGGCCGAAGAUGUUGGGACGAGUGAGAGUGGGUUGAAUUCGGCUGUGAUAGCGAACAAUGAUGAGACUGUGUUGGUAGCCAUGAGUGAGCCAGUAUAUGGGACGAAGAGGAAGAGUCAGAUACAGACUUAUUUGGAACAUAAUGAGGGUGCUGGUGUGCAGCAUUUGGCAUUGAUGAGUGAGAAUAUAUUUUGGACUCUAAGGGAGAUGAGGAAGAGAAGUGGACUUGGUGGGUUUGAGUUUAUGCCGUCGCCGCCUCCGACGUAUUACCGGAACUUGAGGGAUCGAGCCAUGGAUGUGCUGAGUGAGGAGCAGAUGAUGGAGUGUGAAGAGUUGGGAAUUUUGGUGGAUAAAGAUGAUCAGGGUACUCUGCUGCAGAUUUUCACUAAGCCUAUUGGAGACAGGCCAACUAUAUUCAUUGAGAUUAUCCAAAGGAUCGGUUGCAUGAUGAAAGAUGAAGGAGGCAAGUUAUACCAAAAAGGUGGUUGUGGAGGAUUUGGGAAGGGUAAUUUUUCAGAGCUUUUUAAAUCGAUUGAGGAGUAUGAGAAGACACUUGAACGCAAAAACAUUACAAACACAAAUGUUACAUGAGUUUCAUUCUUAGUGAUGGUUUCAGUGCUCUACGCAUAUAAUUACUUAAUAGUGAUCAUUGUAUCAUUUGUGUAAAAUAUAUACAACACUUAUAAGUUAUCAUGGUGAAAUUUGUAGCUCAUGAUCUUAAGGUUGUACGAUCAAAUUUCAUUAAGAACACUUUGGGAGUUAGGAAUUUCAUAUUGUUCUUCCUACCUACUAGAAAUGUAACACUUAUAUUGGUAUUAUCAAUAUAGUUUAUUCAUUUCU